AUGAUUGCAGAAAAGCUCGCUGCGUAUUCAUCCAGUCCAAACGAUGAUUCCGAUGAAGCCGAGGAAAGUACAAAGAGGACUAGAGAACGACAAAAGGUAAUCAAAGGGCUUAUGUCGGAAGUUGGAAGCAAAGGACUGGGCGCUACAGUGCCAUUCGUAGAAGGAAGAGACUCUGGUCUCUCAUAUGCUCAACUUUGGAAAUUGCUACUAGUCAAGAACGAUCCGCAUGUCGUUGCUGCUUACUAUAUGGUAUCCCGUUUGAUCAUAUAUCAAAAACACAAUUCUGAAUCUUUCGAAUCCAAAGAUAACGUCUCGGUCCCUCCCAUAAUAAUCGAUCUCACGGUGUCGCUGGUCAAAGAAAUCGCAGAUUUCAAGGCUAAAGAUUUGACUGAUUUCACAAAUCUCCCUCAUCCGAUCCAAAGCAGCUUAUGGAAGGUGAAACGAACCGAAGAAUUACCUAGUGAUUACCAAGAUUACGACUUCUUCCGGGCUUGUGGUAUCUCCAAAAGAUCGAAACUGUCCUUAAAGCUAUUUGAAACCUUUCAUCGGAACGAAGGGCGAUCAAUCGCACAUGCACAGCAACAGAUGAGAAGGUAUUGGAACUUUGAGGAGGAAGAUAAUGAAGAACAAAUUUUGAUUGAUCAUUUAAUCGAAGAUGUCGUUGAACAAAUGGAAAUAGAAGAAUCGAGGAAAGAGGGACGACGCAGCAAGAUAGUCAAAGAUAAUGGGAGGAAGAUUCGUCUCUUUGAUGAUGAUGACUCGGAUGGAGAUUAUAGACCGAGAAAGAAGCCGUUCGAAGAUAAGCAUCUUUACGAGAAUAGGCAGUCUACGAAGAAACCUCAAGGGAAUCAUACCACUCGUCCCUUGACUGCUGCUAAAAACGAUCUCAGAAGGCAGUUCGAGAUAUUGGAAGAAAGUAAAAAGACGUCUACAAAGUAA
Kwoniella mangroviensis CBS 8507 is the source of this 939-nucleotide messenger RNA. RefSeq lists its product as uncharacterized. The transcript has 2 exons. NCBI's taxonomy places the organism in Eukaryota, Fungi, Basidiomycota, Tremellomycetes, Tremellales, Cryptococcaceae. The record is from RefSeq and is a predicted model, not a curated record. Bases 1 to 939 code for a protein of 312 amino acids.